Molecule: messenger RNA, 483 nt
Organism: Geodia barretti
Lineage: Eukaryota; Metazoa; Porifera; Demospongiae; Tetractinellida; Geodiidae
Source: the annotation of a GenBank genome assembly
GUGAAGCGGGGCGAAUUGUGGGUCGCGGCGGGCGGCGGCGACUAUACCGGGCAAGCCCCGGCCUGUCGUCAUCGUGCAGGACGACCGUUUCGAGGCCACAGGUUCCGUGACCGUCUGCGCCCUGACCAGCGAUCCGACCGAUGCCCCGCUGUUUCGCAUCCUGCUUUCGCCGAUCGAGAGGAGAGAACGGCCUGCACGAUGGACUCCGCAUCUCAUAGGUUCGAUCGACAAGAUCACCACUGUCCGCCGGGAGCGCCUGGUCCGGCGGAUCGGCUCCCUCUCCGUCACCGACAUGCGACGGAUCGACCGGGCGAUGCUUGUAUUCUUGGGUAUCGCCCGAUAAUGCGCGUCCGCUUGCCGAGAGGAGUCGCAGGCCGUGACCGUGCCGAGAAGUCUGCGCUAACAGCGCGCCAUCCCGGAGCAGGCCAAGGGCUUUGUCUCCUUCAAUCGUCGAGAAGAUUCACGGUCCGCAGCCCCGGAUAG